AUGGGGCAGGUUGUUGGCGCGAUUGUCUUUCCUCCGUGGUCCGAGUGCUUUGGACGCAAAAAACUAUAUUUUAUCAGCAGCACCGGUAGUGCGUUAUGCUGCCUGAUCAUUGGGGUCGUUCAUUCCUUGGUCGCCGUGGUCAUCUGUCGCAUCGUGGGAGGGUUCUUGAGUGCUAUCCCAUACACUGUUGGCAGCGGCAGCAAUGAGGACAUGUUCAACUCACGAUCUCGCAUCUGGACCACAUUUCUCUGGACCAUUGCCUCAAACGUCGGUCUUCUAAUCGGCCCAAUUAUCAGCAUCCUUGUUGUUGAAAACCUACAUUGGCGCUGGGUAUUUUACAUAUACACGAUCAUCCUCGCUGUCAUGAGCGCGUUCUUCCUCCUCAUCCGGGAAUCACGUCCCGCCCUGCUCCUGGCCCAGGAGGUCUCACGCAUCCGCCACGAAACGGGCCACGACAGCCUACAGCCUCUGAACCACGACCACUCCCCUGACCUCCGCACCUUCAUCAAAGCCUCGCUGUUCCGACCGCUGCAGCUCUUCUUCGGUGAGCUUCUCAUAUUUACCAUGGCCAUGAUGAUCGCCUUCUCCUUCGCCUUGGUCUAUAUCUUCACCGAGGCACUCCAACCGAUCUACGAGUCCAUGAACUUUACACCAUCAGCUGCCGCUUUGCCUUUCCUCGCCGUCGGUGUUGGUGUUUGUUUCAGCACUUUUACUCGCAUUCUCGACUUUCGAAUCAUCGAUGCCAAACACGCAGCGUCUCAACCCGUCAAACCAGAAGAUAAACUGACCGGGCUGGCCAUCGGGGCCCCUGCUUUUGCCAUUGGGCUGUGGUGGUUCGCCUGGACCAUUCCCCCGAAGGCGGAGGAUAUUCAUUGGAUCGUCCCUACGGUCUCCCUUGUGUUGAUUGGGUACGCAUUGAAUGAAUUUGAUACUGUGCUAUAUGGAUAUCUGGCAGAUAGUUAUCUGAGCUAUUCGGCUAGUGGCACGGCGGCGGUACAGCUAGUCCGGGCAGGGAUGUCGGGAGCAUUUCCGCUAUUCACACGGCAAAUGUUCGACGGGCUUGGAGCGAAUGUUGCGGCUUCAUUGUUGGCAGCGUUGGCAACGGUGUUCUGCACCGUGCCGUUGUUGUUUUUGUUGUAUGGGGAGCGGAUCCGAGCGAAGAGCCGGUUCGCGAAGCAUAGCCUGGAGGUCCAGGAGCAAUUUGUCAAGCAAGGUUGA
Molecule: messenger RNA, 1218 nt
Organism: Aspergillus luchuensis
Lineage: Eukaryota; Fungi; Ascomycota; Eurotiomycetes; Eurotiales; Aspergillaceae
Exons: 2
Coding region: 1-1218 (405 amino acids)
Biological process (GO): transmembrane transport
Molecular function (GO): transmembrane transporter activity
Source: RefSeq, a predicted model, not a curated record